UUGAAAAUUUUUCAGUAUUCAAACAUCAACCGUUCAAAUUAAAUCUCCUCCCCUUCCAAAAAUUUUGUUUAAAUUCUAAAAGGAUCAAAAAUAAAUCAAAGUCCAAAUUAGAAAUUACUCUUAAUAUUUCGCGGAUAGGAAAGACGGAUUGCAUAGGCUCGACCAAGCGAACACAAUUGAUGAUAUCGAGCCAGUGCAGUCGAGGAACCGCGAACAUAUAUAGAAGAUAACGAAAUCGGUGGAGAAAUUGCGAAGCUCGACGAAUCGACGCGACGGGCGACGUUAAUUAAUAUCAAAGUUCCACGAUCAUUUGUGUUUUGCUUCUUUUACUCCCUAAAAUAUCAUAUAUUGUGGUAACUUUCGCAUUUUCAUACAAACCGAGAAAUUCAAACAUUGGAUUCUGAUUUUUGAUUGGAGCAAGCAAACGUAAUACGUUCAAAUUAUAAAUCGUAACGGAAAUUGAUAUCUAGACGAGCAACUGGUAUCUGGAGGAGCACAUGCAAGAUGAAUAAGUUUGUUGCCAACACCUUGUCUCGAGACACCUAUCGGGUCUUCUCCAGCGAAAUGUACUCCGCAUUGAACAAUCCUUUGACACAGCAUAGUGCUGAAAUGGCGGAAGGUAAUGGCGAACUGUUAGAUGACAUUAAUCAGAAAGCCGAUGACCGUGGCGAUGGCGAACGUACCGAGGACUAUCCCAAGUUGCUGGAAUACGGUCUGGACAAGAAAGUUGCCGGCAAAUUGGAUGAAAUCUACAAGACCGGCAAGCUGGCUCAUGCCGAGCUGGAUGAGCGCGCCUUGGAUGCGCUCAAGGAGUUCCCCGUCGAUGGUGCCUUGAAUGUGCUGGGUCAGUUCCUCGAAUCGAACCUGGAGCAUGUGUCAAACAAGUCUGCCUAUUUGUGUGGCGUGAUGAAGACGUACCGCCAGAAGAGUCGAGCGAGCCAACAGGGCGUGCCAACGCCCGCAGCCGCUGUUCAGGUCAAGGGACCCGAUGAAGACAAGAUUAAGAAGAUUCUCGAGCGUACCGGCUAUACAUUAGAUGUGACGACAGGCCAGCGUAAAUAUGGCGGACCGCCACCGGACUGGGAGGGCAAUGUGCCGGGCAAUGGGUGCGAGGUAUUCUGCGGCAAGAUACCCAAGGACAUGUACGAGGAUGAGCUAAUCCCUCUGUUUGAGAAAUGCGGCAAAAUCUGGGACCUACGCCUCAUGAUGGACCCAAUGACGGGCACAAAUCGUGGUUAUGCAUUUGUCACAUUCACAAAUCGCGAAGCAGCCGUUAAUGCAGUGCGCCAGCUCGAUAAUCACGAAAUAAAACCCGGCAAGUGUCUGAAAAUAAAUAUAAGCGUACCGAAUCUGCGCCUUUUCGUAGGCAAUAUACCCAAGUCAAAGGGCAAAGAUGAAAUAUUAGAGGAAUUUGGUAAACUUACAGCUGGCCUUUACGAGGUAAUCAUAUACAGUUCGCCAGAUGAUAAGAAAAAGAACCGUGGCUUCUGCUUUCUCGAAUACGAGUCGCACAAGGCGGCAUCUUUGGCCAAACGAAGACUUGGCACUGGUAGAAUUAAGGUUUGGGGAUGUGAUAUAAUAGUCGACUGGGCCGAUCCACAGGAGGAGCCGGAUGAACAAACUAUGUCCAAGGUUAAAGUUCUUUAUGUGCGAAAUCUAACUCAGGACGUCUCCGAGGAUAAGUUGAAGGAGCAAUUUGAGCAAUAUGGAAAGGUGGAACGAGUUAAGAAAAUUAAAGACUAUGCCUUUAUACACUUUGAGGAUCGUGAUAGCGCCGUCGAUGCUAUGCGUGGCCUUAAUGGCAAGGAGAUCGGCGCCUCGAAUAUUGAGGUCUCUCUCGCCAAACCCCCCUCGGACAAGAAGAAAAAGGAGGAGAUUCUGCGGGCUCGUGAGCGCCGUAUGAUGCAAAUGAUGCAAGCGCGUCCCGGGAUCGUGGGAUUCGAAACCUUGUCUCCAUACAGAAAUCUGUCGCCGACACAUGCCAACAUGAUGUCCCUGACGCCCAUGCGCCUCCAAGGGGCGCGCAUGCCGCUGCGUACGCCGAUACCUCGCGACUACGACUAUGAUUACGACUAUUUCGGUUUCUCGGACUACCGCCCCGGUGCCUAUUCCAAUGAUCUGUACUAUGAUGAUAUGUACCGUGCUUAUGAUCAGGACUAUGGCUUCUAUGAGUACUCGAAUCCCACGGGACUUGGGGGAGCUGGUAAUGGCGGCGUCGGCGGCGGCGGCAUCGGAGGAGGAGGAGUGUCCGGAUCGAUGAUGCCGAUGCCGGGUGGCACCGCCCAGAGUGCUCCGCUAUCCGGGGGCCAGCGAACGGCCAGGGGCAUGACAACUGGUCCCAGUGGCUCGGCAGGUCCUGUUAUGGGAGUUGGUCGUGGGCUUGGAAUCACAGUGCCGCGUGGCAGAGCCGUUGGCCCGCGUGGCAGCAUCAGUCGUCUGGGGGGCCAAACAGUGCCACAGGCGGCGGCAGCGGCGGCGGCGGGACAGGCGGCGGCGGCGGCAGUAGCUCAGCGGGGGGCCACCGGUCAGGGGGCGCCGGCAGCAACCGGGGGGGUCCGUGGGGUGGUGCCAAUGCGUCCCAGCGCUCGUGGCACCCAGCACGUCAAGCCGCUACAAAAUUUACCAGUAGUCGGUAAACGUAAGUUCGAUGGAGGUCACCAAAAUCCGGCAGAUGUUAAGCGACGUUACCCGAGCGGUUUGAUAGGAAAUGGCGGCAGUUGGGGCAGUUUACCGCUACCACAGCAACCUUUAGGCACCAAUGGUGAACAGUGGUACAUGGAUACGUUUUCGGCAUGGAGUUAAAACCACACACAGCAACAACAACAGCAACAGCAAGUGCAACAACAACAACAACAGCAACAUCAACAUCAACAUAAAACAAUUGAAAUCAGUUAAAAGCAUCAUUACGUACCGCAUCGCAUGGAGGCCAGCAGGUCAACUUCUCCUAACCACAUCCUGGAGAAGAUCCAUUUUGCGUCACAGCAACCACACUCUUACAAGCAAUACAUUUAGUUUCAACAAAAGUGAAAAAAACGAUAUAUAUAUAUAUAAAGUAUAAAGAAUACCGAUUAGCAGCAAUUCAGAAAGCAUCGUUUAGAGGGAUUCGUUUCGAACUUGUUCAUUUGCUAUGCGAAAUAUCCAUGAUAGCAGGUCAAUAGGUCGAGUAGAGAGUAUAUGUAUAUGUAAUCACAUAAACAAAUAGCCUUUGCAGCAAAACAGCAUUUUAAACGCAAAUUUUUCAUUUAGAGUCUAGCCGAUUUUCCCAAAAAAAAACCAACAACAUUUUAAAAUAAAGCCUCACAACGUAGAUAAACCAAAGUCAAAUUGUUUUAAAAGUUCACAAAACAAAGAAAGAAAGAAAAUGAAAAGUAUAAACAAAUUUGUCUCAUAGCGUUUUUAACUUGAAAUUGAAACAAUAAUUGAGCAUAUAGCAAACCUAUAUUAAAAUGCAUACAAAUAUAUUUAUCUAUAACUAUAUAGAGAGAGCAGUCUAAGCCCGUACAGAUUGAUUUUAAAUCUUAAGCAGCAUGUAGCACCUUUUAUACAUUGAAAACAAGAAACAAAAAAGAUAAGAAAAUGAUUAAUUCAGAUUCGAUUUAAACUAAACACCAUUUUACAAUACUUGCAAAGGGCAUAAAUCUUCUACUGUAUAUAACCAAUGAAUAGCUGGCAAAUCGCUGAAGCAACAAUACAUAUACAGACGAGAUCGGGCUCAGAGAUGAAUUAAUGUUUAGCAAUCUGACAACACCAAGAAACAAGAACACACAAUUCAAAUUGAAAAGCAAAGCUUAAUGAGGAAACAUUGACUGACAAAGAUAACAAAAAAAGAAAAUAAAAUUAAUAAUUAGAUUGAAUGAAUUAAAGUGAGAGCGAUAAGAAAAUACAAAAAAUUAAAAAAAGGCGCCCAGCAUUAUCAUAUAAUGUAUGGCGGCAGCAACUGGCAAGACUUUCUGCAUACAUUUGAAAACGAACUAUUUUUUAACAAGCGUAAGUUUUAGGCAACUUCAAAUCAAUUAUCUGUCAGAAGUAAAAACGUAAAAUUAAAAUACAAAAAAAUAUGUAGAGCUAAGUAAUUGCACACACAAAAACACACAAGACCUACACCUACACUCGAGCAAAUAAGCUCAAAAAUCGCAAGUCAACACGAAAUUCGGACUGGAAAAAGGUCCGUGAAAUGAAGCAACGAAUUAGAGAGUCAGGAUGAGGAGGACACUGACGAGCGGAGAGACCACACAUCACAAAACAGUAAACUAAUAAUACAAUUGAAUAUUAUAAAUUUAAUACCAUAACGCAUACUUAAUAUUAACACACGUACGAUGCAGCAAUCGGGUCGUACUUAACCGUGGAGAACUAGACAACAAACUAUGAAAUCAAUUAGCCAGCGCUCAAGUGCGUUAAUAGCAGCAAAACCUAAUUAACUCAAACUAUGAAAUUCUAUUUAAAAUCCAGUUAUCUAAUAUCAAGUUCAGACUAGUCUCUUCCCACUUUCCUUUACUCAUCAUCUACAACUGCUACGCACAGAAAUACGGAAAUACGGAAGGAGAUCCAGCAGCCGUACGCUAAGAUAAUAAUAUAACACAGAUAAUACAGAUAAUAUAUCAGAUGCCGACUUGCAAAUUGAAAAAUAAACUAACUCCAUGCCUAUAAAGAGAAAGAACAACGCCACACACACGUGUCAAAGUACGAUUAUAGGGAAAUCAAUGAGAAAAAAAACAAAAACAAUGAAACUUGCCUUUCUUUAUUAAUUUUUAUAAUUUUUGCAAAAAUUUCGAGAUAACAAAUCGUGUUUGGUUGAACAAAAUUCUGUCGUUUAAGUUUCCGCUAUUGCAAGAUCUCAAGUAAAGCAAAAAAAAAGUUAAUUAAUAUAUAUAAAUGUAUAAAACGAAAAGAAACAAAAACAAAAAAUAUAUAAAUUAGUUUUAAACUAACGAAAGAAUACUUCCAAUUUUGAACUCAAGUAUAAAGCAAAAUACAAACUGUUGGCAGUAGUUGAUGAAGGACGCGUGUGUUUUAAAACGUAUCUAUGAACAUUGUUCAGCAUAAGCCUAAAAACAAUAAACGUUUUUUUAAAUUUAAAAAGUACACAUACACAGACAACACACAUACACACACACCAAGCAGUUGCCUAAAGUAAUGAAAUUUAACGAUAAAAACAAAAAAAAAACAUGAAUUAAACCUUGCGCAAAAUUUGCAAACCAGCAAAGAACUUUAAAUACAUAAUAUUAGCCACAAACAAUAAGAGAAUAUAUACAACAAAUUCUAAAUGACCAUAGUUAAGCUUAAAUUUAGUAACACUCAAUACACACACACAAACAGAACACACACACACACAUAUAUAUACA
This is a messenger RNA of Drosophila serrata, 5342 nucleotides long. It is a transcript of the gene Syp, whose product is annotated as synaptotagmin binding cytoplasmic RNA interacting protein. The record is from RefSeq and is a predicted model, not a curated record. Lineage: Eukaryota; Metazoa; Arthropoda; Insecta; Diptera; Drosophilidae. Gene Ontology annotation, molecular function: RNA binding.